Molecule: messenger RNA, 2456 nt
Organism: Varroa destructor (honeybee mite)
Lineage: Eukaryota; Metazoa; Arthropoda; Arachnida; Mesostigmata; Varroidae
Product: DCN1-like protein 1
Biological process (GO): protein neddylation
Cellular component (GO): ubiquitin ligase complex
Molecular function (GO): ubiquitin conjugating enzyme binding; cullin family protein binding; ubiquitin-like protein binding
Source: RefSeq, a predicted model, not a curated record
AGCGGGGAGAGGCCGUUUCUCGCGUUCACAGUAUCAAAAGCAACAAUAGCAGCACUAUUGGAGUCGUGCUGUAAGAAGCACGUCGUGUAAUUACUUCUCUUGCUAACAGGUAACGAAGUGUUUUAAGCCGUGCUAUUCGUCCAACGUGCUCAAGUGCUUGAAUUGAAUCUACUGCAUUAACGUCCCGAACCUUGGUCCCGGUUUUGAUUCCGAGUAUGUAUUGACAACCGAUAAAAAAUUGUAAUCUUUUGACACCUUCAUACGCCAAGUCACAGACACGAACUGCGUAUGCUGUUAGCGUUUUCUACAAGAUUCAGGUGGAACAUCUGUCGCAACUCACGUGCUUCUGUCGCCGUCAUCACCAGUCCUUCAUUAAUGCCUCAGGAAAAGGAACAAGAAUAAAACAAAAGAUUUUGUAGAAGUAGUCAAACGUAUGCUAGCGGUGUGUGAUUGGUCAGUAGGCAAAGGUUGGUGGUACAAAUUACACAAAUCUAAAUGUAGGAUCGAAUAAAAACACUAAUAAUAAGAGAAGGAAUCAAGCCGGACACGGCUGAAUUUAAAGUUGUUAGUGUUUGAGCACUAGUCGUAAGUAGUGCAUAAGCGACAAAGUAACUUUGGCUUUGCACUGCAAAUCUGUCUUCUUCUCAUUAAACUCUAUCACACUUGCAAGUAAAAUCAAUCGCGCUUUGUUGAGACGGGCCUCGUCUCUCUGUGUGUGUGUCGCCCUGUCCCCUCCCGGCAGCACCACGAACAGCUCGGCCUCCGAUUCGAUCCGGCGGCUGAGCGCCAAAAUGUUCGGUGGAGGCGGGGGCCAUAAGUUGCGCUCGGCGCAGCGCGAAAAAGUUCGCCAAUUCAUCAGUUUCACGCAAACCGGCGAGAAGACAGCUAUCUACUGUUUGCAGCACAACGACUGGAAGCUGGAUCAGGCUAGUGAUUCGUACUUUUCCAACCCGGACUUCUAUCAUCGCCACGAUGGCAGCUCAGGCGGCGGGGGUCACACCGUCAGCCAGGCCGCCAACUUUCAUCAUCAUAGGUCCAGUGUUGGAAAUGUCGAUCGAAAGAAGUUGGAUCAACUAUAUGCUCGAUAUCGAGAUUCUCAAGAAGAUAAGAUCCUAGCAGAUGGAGUAAUGCGUCUCCUCGAUGACCUGCAACUACAGGCGGAUAGUAAGUUAGUGCUCCUGCUUGCCUGGAAGUGGCGUGCUGCCGUUCAGUGUGAAUUUUCUCGGGACGAGUUUUAUGGAGGUAUGUCGGAUAUGGGUUGUGAUACAAUUGAGAAGCUAAAAACUAAACUCAAUUUGGUAGAAAUGGAAAUCAAUGACUUUCGAAAAUUCCGAGAUUUCUACAACUUUACCUUCAACUACGCUAAAAAUCCCAAUCAAAAAAGUCUUGAUUUAGAUAUGGCGUUGGCUUACUGGAACAUCGUACUCAAGGGUCACUUCCGUUUUUUGCCUCAAUGGUGCGAAUACUUAGAGGAACACCACAAACGUUCUAUUCCACGCGACACAUGGAACCUUCUCCUCGAUUUCGCAAUCUCGAUUAAAGAGGACUUGUCCAACUAUGACCAGGAAGGAGCUUGGCCGGUUCUCAUUGACGAAUUUGUGGAAUGGCUGCGGAUUCGACAAACACAGACACAAGCAGCGACUCGUUUACUAAUGCGGCACCCAACGUUUACAAUCCUCAUACAAGCCACCUGUCAGGCUUGACAUUUGACUCGGCCGCCAGAUCGUUUAUUUCCGCAGAGAAGCCACAGUCAUCAACAUCGUACCGUCCUGAAAAAUCUAACGCCCUAGUGGAAUCCAAAGCCGCCUCUGAACCACAAGCGAUGCUGGCAGACCGGACGCAGCUUUAGUGCUAUUGCCGCUGUAAUUCUCAGUUUUUGUGUUAGCCGAGCCAGAAUUGUAUAAAUUACAGUUAAUCACAUAAAAUCCUUGUUGAGGUAAAAUCCUUUUUAAUUUUGCAAGGUUCUCUAGAUUUGACGUAACUCUUACAUAUUCGGCGAUCUGUUACUUUUUUCUUCUUACGCAUUUUACUAGCAUUCUGACACACUCAUUAGCUUCUGACCCAAUUUAAUAAAGCAAUCGUAUAGGAUGCGUUUUACGCAUUGUAUUAUACAAGGCACUUAACAAUCAAAUUCUCAAGCUGAAGGCUAUACUGACUACACUUUUUUCUGAUGUAGCAGUAAUUGAUUAACUCGUCAAAAAUCCUUUUUGCGGUUCGUGCGUGGAUGUGAUUUCUAAUGGUUUGAUUCGUCUAUCAAUAUUUGUUAUCUUCUUGUCACCUACCCGUAUUUUGACAAUUUCCCACAACUAAUAAGACCCUCUUCGAUAAAUUGCUGCUAAAUAGUUCGCAAGACGCGAAACCCUUAUUCCACAAAAAUGGGAAUAUAUAUUCCUAGCCAACAUACAAAUUCCAAGUGUUUUUUAUCACAAAAUACGGGAAAGUCGUCAAAAGACGUA